AUGAUGGAAACCACUUCAGGCGCCCCUGCACCAAAGAAGCGGUCUCUUUUCAAGCGAGCAGCCUGGCAAGAUGCUGCAAAGAAGGAGAGCGAGGACAUAUUUAGCCACUCCAACGAAUUCAAGGACAUAGUCGCAGAAGAGAACAGGCAGAAAGAGGAAGUCAAGAGAAAACAAGCUGAGGCGCAACGAAAAGCCGAAGAACAGCAAAAGCGCAAACAAGCUGAGACACAGGAGAAGAAGAGCAAGAGACGUAGAGUGUCGACAGACUAUAAUGAGCCUCUUUUGCCUCAAAGUGGCUCUGGGGGCUCUGGAAGGGUAACCAGAUCAGAAGACAGAGCACGAAGCAGGACUCCCCUCUCCCCCACAGCACCAGCAAUACCACCAAACUCUCUCGCGGCGCGGUACGAUACCCUUGCGAGAUCCACGUCGUCACGAGACUCGAAACCGCGACCUGUUAUUGUCGACUUGGGUGACUCGGACGACGAAGGCGACGGUUCCGACUACAAAUCGAAGUCUUUCGGGGACAAUUGGGACGAUGCACCGUACGGCGUCGACUCAAAGCAUGACAUGGCGGGACGUCCAUCAAAGGGUCUGCCCUUAGACGACGAUGGUUUGGAGGAGAUCCAAGAUCCAGAGAUCGCAGCCAUAGAAGUAAGGGCACGCGCUCGCGCUGCAGCGAAGAGAGCGGCAGCGGCAAGUGGGAGCAAAGCACCAGUUGCGCAGCUUUUCAUCGCCUCAGAACUGCCAGACACAGCGCCCCUGAUGGUCAAAGUGCGUAUAGACAGUACAAUCGAAAAACCUCGCGAGGCUUGGUGCGCGAGGCAGAAGUUCACGCCCGAGAUGACACGGAAUAUUUUCUUCACAUGGCGAGGGAUUCGAUUAUACGACAGCACCACCAUAAAACGCCUGGGCAUCAGAGUAGAUGAUCACGGAAACGUUUCCAUAGAAGGCGAUGAGUCGAACAUAUAUGACGAAACAAACUUACCCAAAGUACAUGUCGAGGCAUGGACGGACGAGACACUUGCACAGCACAAGCGAGAGCUUGCCGCAGAGGCUGAAGCGGCACGAAAAGCAGCAGAGCCAUACCCUGUUGUCGAGGAGCGCGAGCCUACACCUGAACCCACACCUGUAGCGCAAAAGUACCGCCUGUACCUGAAGGCGAAGGGAAUGGAAGACGUAAAGAUACAAGUGAAACCUGACACCACGUUCGAACAACUCGCAGAUGCGUUUAGAACAAAACGCAACAUACCAAAGACGCAGCCUGUGACGCUUAUGUUCGAUGGAGAGCGCUUGUCGCCAAUGGAUACUGUGCAGGAUACUGAGCUGGAAGACAUGGAUGCUGUUGACGUGAUGCUCAAAUGA
Molecule: messenger RNA, 1362 nt
Organism: Ascochyta rabiei
Lineage: Eukaryota; Fungi; Ascomycota; Dothideomycetes; Pleosporales; Didymellaceae
Exons: 2
Coding region: 1-1362 (453 amino acids)
Biological process (GO): protein sumoylation
Cellular component (GO): nucleus; septin ring
Molecular function (GO): protein tag activity; ubiquitin-like protein ligase binding
Source: RefSeq, a predicted model, not a curated record